Messenger RNA from Lampris incognitus (smalleye Pacific opah), 5808 nucleotides. Its product is annotated as NACHT and WD repeat domain-containing protein 2-like. The coding region runs from base 1 to 5808 and encodes 1935 amino acids. The transcript is spliced from 13 exons. Gene Ontology annotation, molecular function: protein binding. Lineage: Eukaryota; Metazoa; Chordata; Actinopteri; Lampriformes; Lampridae. The record is from RefSeq and is a predicted model, not a curated record.
AUGGACGGGUCUCCGCCGGGUCUCGGCCGCAGAUCUUCCUGCGUGAAAGUCUAUCUGAGCUCCAACCCAGAAGAUUCUGCGGUGGAGCGCAGGGCUCUGAGAGAGACGGUGUUCCCCAGACUCCGGGAGCAUUGCAGACACACGCUGGGAGUGGAUGUCAGGGUCAUAGACCCGUUCGAGUCCAGUGAUCCGAGUCGGUGGCCGGACCAGACUGUUAGACAGCAGCUGAUGCAGGAGUGCAGAGAGAGCUCUGCUGGUCCCUUCUUCAUCGCUCUGGUGGGACAUCGGUACGGCACGGCCGGUAUUCCCGUCCGGGUGGAGGUGGCAGAAUAUCAGCAGCUGCUCCAGGUGUGCCAGCAGAAAGGCAUCGGUACCCAGGUGCUAGAGAGGUCAUAUGUGAGAGAUGAGAACACGGUACCCCCCUCCUACCGCCUGCUGCGCCCGCUGACCCACGCACACCGUCCUCAGCAGUCAGAAGUACAAGGAAACAUAGAAGUGAUGGCGGACACAGAGGAGGAGUUGAGGAGGAUGUUUCAGACUGCUGAGGGGCUGUGUGAGCAGGAGAAACUAAUGACGUCAGAGGAUGCCAACAGCUACUACAGAUCAGCCCUGGAAGCUGAUCUGCGAUUUGCUCUGGAGGACCAGUCUGCUGAAGACAUCCGGCGCUGUCUGGUCUACGUCCAUAAGAUCAUCCACGCGACAGGCCAGAAAGAGAGAGACGCGCUGGAGCAGAUGAAGCAGGACUCACAAGCACGGCUGCAGGUUAAAGCUACGCCACACAUGCGCAACUUUUCUAGCCACCAAGGCAGCUUUCCCGCCGCAGGGGGAAUCUGUGACCGAGUGGCUACAAAGUGGCUACAAAGUGGCUACAAAGAGACCAGCGCUAAUCAUUUCCCCUGGCCUGUCCUCCAUACGCAGAGUGACGAGCUCUUCAUUUCCCGGCUGUGCGUCAACUUCCUGCCCGGCCUCGUCGCCUCCCACCAGCUCCUCGUCUACACCACCGCCACAGAGUGCGACCCUCGCCAUGGUUACACGUCGGCGAGGAGGCGGGGCUACGCCGAAUCCCUCUGCCAGCAGCUGUAUUCCGACCUCCUGGGCUUGAUUGACAGCUCCAUCACCUCGGAGAGCUCACAGCCUUCAUCCGCAAGUCAAACGCCCUGCUUGGGCGCUUCGUUGGCCAGGGAGCAGGCUGAGCAGGCAGAGCUGUGCAGCAUCCUGUCCCGUCUUUACCAUGUCGUUCAGCCAGAGGAGGAACAGGUGAGAGCUUACGUGGAGCAGGCGGAGAGCCGGUGUCCCAUGGUGGUGGCUGGGGGACCGUGCACGGGGAAAACGGUGCUGCUCGCACACUGUGCUCAACAGAUAAAGUCGUGGCUUGCUGACAGUGAUCCCGUGGUGAUCCCUUAUUUUUUCAACCUGUCCAUCAACCCCACCUUAAAGCACCUGCUUUCCAGUCUGUGUUAUCAAAUAGCUCAUGGCUAUAGCGAAAGCUCUGAUCCAAGCCCCAAGCCUGACUCAAAGCCCUUUCUUCACCCCAAGCUCCAAUCUAGCCAUACCUCUACUUUCAGUGGUCACCCCUGUGAGCCUCACUUUUACCUUGGCUCUGCACCUCCCCUGGAUCCUCAUCAUGAACUUGGUACUGAAGGGCAUCAUCCACAGGUUAAUCCUUGCCUUACUACUGUACGUAACCCUGAUCCCGGAGACCUCUGUCCUAACCCCGACGCAAAACUCAGACCUGCUGACCAUAAACCCUCUAUCACAGACCACGAUUUUAAAUCUCACCUCACUUUCACUCAGCUUAAAGAGCGUCUGUCCUCCCUCCUCUUCCAUUUUCCAUCUACCAAACGUCCCGUAGUAUUAAUGCUGGAUGGCAUAGACCAGACUGACGAAAACCAUGCAUGCCCAAUCAUCCAAUGUCUCCCCUCCCCCCUCCCUCCCAGUGUCAAACUCAUCCUUGCAGUCUCUACAAACCAAGUCCACAUCCUACAAGCCAUUAAACUACAUUACCCACAAUGCAACACGCCCCCCUAUAUGGCUGGGGGGAAAGUGGGUGUGGAGAAAAAGGUGGGCGAGCGGUUGGCAUCAGACCAGGCGGAGAGGGCAGAUUGUGUGUAUGUGGAACUAAAGGCUACGGACAGGAAAACGCGUGUGAGGAUGGUAGCGUCUCUGCUGAACAGUGCUGGGAGGAGGGUCACAUCUGGACAACAGGCAAUACUGAACCAGGCUCUGACAUCGUGUUCUCUGAUGCUCUACGCUCGGCUCCUGCACAUACACGCCCUGCUCUGGAGUUCAGAUUCAGAGGUAACUGAAUCUUUGCUCCCUGAUGGUGUCCAUUCAUCCAUUUCUGCUCUGCUGGAUCACUUGGAAGAGAAACACAGCUCCUCUCUGGUGUGUCGCUCCUUAUCUUACAUCACCCUCUCCAGGACCGGGCUCACAGAGGCCGAGCUCACAGACCUCCUGUCCAGUGAUGACAAGGUGCUGGUUGAAUGUACUGAGCAAGGUGAAGCCCCCCUACUCAAAACGAGGGUUCUGCAAGUGGAUGUUGAAAGACUUCUGCUAGAUUUGAGGCAGUUUCUGGUCAGGAGGAAGGUUGCAGGGACACAGGUCCUGUUCUGGAUAAGCAGGCAUUUUGGGCUUGUGGUGGGUAAGAGGUAUUUAGGCACUCAAAAGGUGAGGAAGGAGAUUCAUUCAUUAUUGGCUGACUAUUUCAGUGGGCAGCGGGGGUACGGAAGAGUUAAAUCACUCGACACCACCAACGAAUCAGGGCUCAACAACACUACUACAACUGUCUCUGCCACCGACCAGCCCUUUGUCUUUAAACCUCUCUCUUCAUCUCCCUCUUCCAAGGGGAUAGGUCUAGUAAAUUUAAGGAAGAUACUAGAACUGCCCCAUCACUUGAGAAAGAGUGAGAGGUGGGAGGAGUUGGAGCGUGAGGUGAUGAUGUCACUUGGUUUUCACCAGGCUAUGGUUCGGGCAGAUCUCUUGGGUGAUCUGGUAACUAUGCUGGAGGGAGAGAGUGGUUUGCCACAGGCGUCCUUACCCAGGGAAGGCAUGCUCUUGGCAAGCAUAUUGAAAUCCUCUGCAUGCUUACUCCAGAGCUUGCCCCUGGAGCUGUCAAUGGUGAUGGAGACUAGGCUUCUCCCUUACCUGGGAGUCUACCCUGAACUGGGGGGCUAUGCUAGAGAUAUUUGGCAGGAGAGGAGGAAAAGAGGCUGUGGGGUAGGGGUGGCGCUUCACCCAGCUCCCACUGAUGUUCCCUCCUUUCACAGUUCACUAAGCACAGCCAGAGCCGGGGAGAGUGUCCUCGUCGAAGCAGCUGUGACAGAGUGUGGUACUGUAGUUGGGGUUAUGGAUGAUGGCUCUGCAUGGAUAUGGAAAGUCCCAUGGAGCGAGGGAGUGGAACUGUCAUUAAGGGGUGAACAGAGCAAACUAAAGUUUGUUGGAGUCAAAAGUAGCAGUCGAUUUAUCCUGCUUCCUACACAUUGCUACAAGCUUCUCCUAUGGGACGCGGAAGGCCCAGAGAUGCUUCUGGUCUUAGAGGAACCACUUAGAACAGAACUGGGGCUAAAUGUUACUGAGGGCUUUGUGGUGAGUCAGGGAAAGUUAUGCAUAUGGUGGAAAGGGAAGAACUCGGUGAGUGUGUUUGAUAUCUCCAACAACGAGUCCCUGACUCAUUUCCAGUGUCCAAGUUCUGUGACCUGUCUGGUUUGGUCCUCGGAUGCCUGUUACAUAUUCUGCGGCCAGGAAAAAGGCAAGGUGUCCAUAUUUGACAUGAACACUAACAACUUCAUCGGUGUCUGUUCAAACCCAAAUCAGAAUGCUAUUCUGUCAGUUAUUGUCUGUGAGGAAAAGUGGGAAAUGGCAUGUCUUGACACCACAGGGACUAUUACACUUUGGAACAUAGAGGCCAAAAUACAACCUGUUCUUUUAAAGGAGUGUUUUGGUGGGAGCAAUACCACUAAGAUCUUCAAUACAGAUUACUCAGAAGAACUGUGCACCUUAUUGGUAUGUGAAGCCCACCAGGUCACAUUAUGGGAUACAUGUGAAUGGGUACUAUGGGGCCAGUUUUUGGCACCGCAAGGGCGGGCUUUCAUUCAUGCUGUGCUUGCCGAGGAAGGCCACCUCUUUCUGGCUUUGUUAGAAUCCUGUCCCCUAGUCUUUGUGUGGCGAAUCAGCACUGGGGAGUGUGUUCUUUCCCUAGACACAGGCGCCAACACACUACUACUUACACUUAUCAAAGCAGCGUCAAAUCUGAUAUCUGUGGCUCAAAAUGGAUGUCUCACAAUGUGGGACUCCAAGCUGUUAUAUGCAGCAGGUUUGGCCUCCAAAAUGGGGUCUGGGGUGAAGGAUGUAGUAGUUGAACUGAUGGACAAGCAUUUUUACACGACUGAUGGUUCAGAGACAGUGUGGGGGUGGAACUUAGAAACAGGGAUUUCAUGUUCCAACUUCCUGCACGACUGUCCCGUUGAAAAACUUUGCCUCUCUCCUGAUAAAAAACAUCUUCUGACGCUGUCAGGAGGGGAUAUUUAUCUUUGGCAGACGGAAACAGGGCAGAACACCCAGCGUAUUAGUGGUAGCAGAGCCACAGACAUCUUGAUAACCCUAAAUGGUCAUUUUGGGGUAAGUCUUUCUGAAAGGGCGCUCUCACGGGUUUGGAAGCUUGCAAAUGGAGUUAUAGUGUGUAACAUACAUCUUUACCUAACUAAUGCCCAGGUGUCACCUGAGAGCACUUACCUUAUAGGCUGUUAUCAGGGAGACCUGUUAGCUGUUGGCUUGUGGUCAGGUUAUGUCAGCAAGCGCUUCUCUUGCACUGAGUGCUCUGAGCACAUUCUGGCAUUCCACACACUUCCAGAACAACCAGAGUUUGUAAUGGUGAUGGAUGCCUCUGGGACAAUAUUCACGUGGAAAGUGGCAGAGGAGACAGUGUGCAGGCAAUUUCAGCUUCCCUCUUGUUUCCAGUACCAGCUGCAAAUCCUCCAAAUGUCCUCAAAUGGGAACUUUGUGCUCCUCUCUACGGAUGAUGAAGUCAUAACAAUCCUGGACCUAUUUCGGGCCAGGUUGUGUUUGGUCAAAGUUGAGGGUGCUGUCUUUAAAGCCGGCUUAGACAAAUGUGGAUGCUAUGCUGCCUACAUAUCCCAUCCCCCUGCUCAGGGGAACUGCUGUCUCUGCAACUUGCAUGGCAAAUGUGUCCUCACAGUGGUGCGACUUGCAGAUGGGUUAAUAGUAGGAAGGUUGCGUCUGUGUAAGACGCCUUUGACUCUGGUUAUGCACGAUCAGCCGUGUGUUUUCGUAGGAUUCAAGGAUGGAUCUGUGGGAGUAUAUUCCAUUUUAGACGUCACGAUGAAUGAUGGAGAGUUCAUUAAGAGCAGGGAAAAUCUCAUCAGUCAGCAGCAGCAAUGCCCAUGUGACAAAACACUGAAUUCAUUCAUCUUGGCAGCUCGGCCCUUUACCCCCGACAGGGAGAAAAAGCAGCGUCUCGACAGGGACGAGCUGCAGGCCCAGGUAGCGUUUAAGAGUCAACAAAGUGCCCCAGAAAAAAGCAGAACCAUCUUCUCCGAGAGCGCUGAGACCAGGUCCACCAGACCCAGGAGCAAGGCCAUAAAGGGCCACGCCGCUCACCCUGAGAAGCGGCAGAAGGAGACAGCGUCGUCGGAGGACACGAGGAGGUGCAGCAUCAAACCCAGACGCCAACGAGGGGACGAGGAGAGGCGUUUUAUCAAAUGUGGCUGGGAAGAGGAGGGUUCCCAUUCAUAUUUUGAGCUGCUGAAACUGCGCUUUAAAGUUCGAGGCCUUCGUUCACUGGCCAGCUGA